GCUGAGCUUCGUCAUAACACAAUAUGGUUAAAAAAUCACUAGUUUCUUCUGUAUUCCUUCUACUGGUUUUGGCUCUUAAUAUCUCAGAAAUCGCGACUGAGUCUAAGCCACCACCAAAAAUAUGUGAGAAGGGUAGCAAGAUGUACUCCGGGAACUGCUACAGCAAGCUGUGCGACGAAAAGUGCAAAGACUGGGAGAAGGCAAUCCAUGGAGCUUGUCAUAAGCGAGAGAGCAAAAAUACUUGCUUCUGUUACUAUGACUGUGAGAAGACGUCACCUCCUGCAAAAGAUGGAAAAUCAUCUCCUGGAAAAGAUGGAAAACCACCUCCUGGAAAAGAUGGAAAACCACCUCCUGCUGCUGGCGGAUCGCCUCCUCCUGCUGGUGGUGGAUCACCACCUCCUCCAGCGGAGGGUGGAUCCCCACCUCCUGCCGGUGGCGGAUCACCACCUCCUCCUACAGCUAAUUAGACGUAUCAGCAUAUACCAUAUUAGCUCACCCUCAGGGUUAAGGUCUAAAUGGCGAGAGUUCUACAUUCUUGAAUGGUAAGUCAUCUAUAAAUAUUAAUAUAAAUUAAAGAUACAAUCUUCCUACUUUACGAAGCCAUCGUUUGAGGAACUACAAAGUGUGCAGUUUGUAUCACCGAUAGCUUAUGAUAUGAUGCCCUUUCAAAGGUGAUGUAAUAAUAUCGUAUACUUAUCACUUUUAUGAUUGAAUCUUUGAGAUUAAAUUAAAUGAGAACAGUUGGAAAUUACAUGGAUAA
Molecule: messenger RNA, 760 nt
Organism: Lactuca sativa (garden lettuce)
Lineage: Eukaryota; Viridiplantae; Streptophyta; Magnoliopsida; Asterales; Asteraceae
Source: RefSeq, a predicted model, not a curated record